Molecule: messenger RNA, 743 nt
Organism: Suillus paluster
Lineage: Eukaryota; Fungi; Basidiomycota; Agaricomycetes; Boletales; Suillaceae
Exons: 6
Coding region: 129-527 (132 amino acids)
Biological process (GO): activation of GTPase activity; regulation of fungal-type cell wall organization
Cellular component (GO): cell cortex
Molecular function (GO): GTPase activator activity
Source: RefSeq, a predicted model, not a curated record
CUAUCUCAAAGAACAUGAUGGGACAUUGCAAAGUAGGCGUAUAUGAUGUGAACAUCGAUUUCAACACUUUGCAUCUAUCAGCUACAGAGGCAGAGGGGACGUUUCGUGUCAACGGUUCUCCUUAGCCCAUGCGAGAUCUACAAGCUGCUUUCGAGACACCCCCACAGUACGGGAAAUAUUUGCACGGCAGGAAGGAACGCUUUACAACGCAUGAUGUCGCAAGCGUCUUUCUCAGAUAUUCAACUCAGAUGCCUAUCAGUGACAUUCGGUGCUUUAUGCUGUGCCUACUCAUGCUUCACUCAGGAACCUGUAAUACCACACGAUAUGUAUCACGAUUUCCGGGACAUCUUGAACAUGCAGAAAAAAAGCCAUUCAACCAUGAUGAAGCGAUUGAAACGUACAAGCGCCUAAUUCAACGUACAAACCAAUGCCUUCUUCUCUACGUCUUGGAUUUGUUAUCAGUAUUUGCACGAAAAUCAGAAAAGAACCUUGAGACAGCCACAGAGCACCGAGCCGGUUCCAGAUAAAUAUAUCUAACUGUUCCAGUUCUAUGUACCUUAGCUGCCAGUGUCACUGGACGUCAUCCACCCUAGUUACUGACCAUUUUCUCUUUUCUAUUAAGGAUGGCUAGACGCUAUACUCGCACCUCAGUCUUUCUACCAUUGACUGAGACUCACGCUACCUUAGUUCUCGCUCUUUAACAGGUUAUGAGCCCUGACUAAAGGGUAGCGACAUCUUCUCCU